Molecule: messenger RNA, 1348 nt
Organism: Limulus polyphemus (Atlantic horseshoe crab)
Lineage: Eukaryota; Metazoa; Arthropoda; Merostomata; Xiphosura; Limulidae
Gene: Rfk
Product: riboflavin kinase-like
Exons: 5
Coding region: 496-1068 (190 amino acids)
Biological process (GO): FMN biosynthetic process; riboflavin biosynthetic process
Cellular component (GO): mitochondrion
Molecular function (GO): riboflavin kinase activity
Source: RefSeq, a predicted model, not a curated record
CACAGAACAUUUCAAUUUCAUAACAUUGUUCGUGAUGUUGUAAUCUGUAACUCUUUUAAUUUCAUGUUGAAAUGUAAUAUCAGCUAAAUUUAGAUUCAACAAGUUUAGUUUAAUUAAUAUUUUAUUAAUAACAUAAUUGUUGUAAUUAUUUUUAUACAUCACAUUCGCAGUGCUCUAGUGUCUGUACUACUUCAGUAUUUAUGAAUGUGAAAAUUACCAUGAAUAUUUCAGUGAAAUCUGAUAAAGUGUAUGGAAAAGUGGUAUAUAAUUAUGGUUACUAACGUUAAUUAAUGCUUAUUGCUUAAACAGUGCAGCAUGUUAUUAAUGUUUGCUUGAUUUCAUAAUACUAAGUUUGAAAGUUUUUGUGUUUUUCUUAUUUGUUUCUGUACUACGAAUUGGACGGACAUUGAAUCUGGGCAACAGGAAGUCUGACUAGAGACCGUAUUAAUUAGUAUUCCGUAAAUAGUUCUUGACUUAAAGUUAAGUAAGUAAACCAUGAAUUGUGUGUUUCGUAAUGCUUUGCCAUUUGUUACAAUGGGUCGAGUUGUAAAGGGAUUUGGAAGAGGGAGUAAAGAAUUGGGUAUUCCAACUGGCUUACCAUUUUUUAUUGUGGGACAAGUAAUAAAGCAAUUCAGAAGAGGACAAAGAGAAUUGGGCUUGCCAACUGCAAAUUUCUCAGAGGAUGUAGUGGAGCACUUGCCUAAGGAACUAGAUUGUGGAAUUUACUGUGGAUGGGCCAAAGUUGACAGUGGACCAGUUUACAAAAUGGUGAUGAGUAUAGGUUGGAAUCCAUACUACAAGAAUACAAAGAAGUCAAUAGAAACCCAUAUUCUUCAUGAAUUCAAAAAAGAUUUUUAUGGUUCCAUGUUAAAAGUAGCAAUCCUUGCAUACUUGAGGCCUGAGAAAAACUUUUCAUCUCUAGAAGAACUGAUUACAGCCAUCAAAUCGGAUAUCCAAGCAGCUGAUAAACUUUUGGAGCAGCCAGAGUAUCAAAUCUUCAAGGAUAAUUCAUUUUUCCAAGACAAAAAUGGGCAAAAUAAUAAAUAUAUAAAUGGUCAUAAAACAUAACAGUUUAACAGGUUAGGUGAAUCAAAUGAAAUAUGGGCUGGUAGAGUGGGUUUGAUAAUAGGUACACCAGGGACAAAGAUGGUAUUAUUUGUGUGUGUGUGUACCAAGGAUCUGAUGUAAUUUUCCUCCAGGUUAUGUGAUGCUAAUAUAUUUAAGGAGAUUAUCAGGAUUUAAAAAUAUAGGUAUUAUAUAUACAUAACAUUUUGCAACUUGUCAAAUAGAAAGGCUUUUAGUUAUAUUUCUUAAUAGUAUAAAUGUAUACUAUGUUGUUGUUGUUGGG